Messenger RNA from Stylonychia lemnae, 531 nucleotides. NCBI's taxonomy places the organism in Eukaryota, Ciliophora, Spirotrichea, Sporadotrichida, Oxytrichidae. The record is from the annotation of a GenBank genome assembly.
AUGAACACUGAUGAUAAAACCUAGACCUAAGAAUUCCUAAUUGAUGAUUUCCUUUUGCCUUAUGACUCAAUUAACUACAAUGAAUAAUAACUUGAAAGCCCAAAAAAUCUAAAUUAUUUCGAAUAAGAUAAUACCCACAAGGGCUUUUAGCAGUCAAUCUUAGACCUAGAAAGAUUUCACUACUUUCCAGUAAAUAUUGAAAUUUUUACAGGCAACCACAAUACCUGCUAUCUAAUGUCGGCAUUUAAUGAUUAAAUGUCACAAUAAAAUCUAUCAAACAAUUAAGGUUUAAGUGAUCAAGGACUAUAGCAGUUAGCAUUUAAUGCUGACAAGAUUACAUAUCAGGAUUUGGAUUAAUCUGAUCUCGACGAUGAUGACAAUAAGCAUACUCAAGUUGAUUGCAUGUCUUACUCACCCCCAAAUGAAAUUCUGACUAAGAUUAAGGAGAAGCAAUAAAAAGUAAAAGGAUUAAGUACACAGGAAGCAAGAAAAAAAUUAACCAGACUUAGAAGAAUCUUUUUCAGAGGGUGA